This is a messenger RNA of Suncus etruscus (white-toothed pygmy shrew), 1282 nucleotides long. It is a transcript of the gene ABI3, whose product is annotated as ABI family member 3. Lineage: Eukaryota; Metazoa; Chordata; Mammalia; Eulipotyphla; Soricidae. Bases 58 to 1164 code for a protein of 368 amino acids. Gene Ontology annotation, molecular function: SH3 domain binding. Gene Ontology annotation, cellular component: lamellipodium. The record is from RefSeq and is a predicted model, not a curated record. The transcript is spliced from 8 exons. Gene Ontology annotation, biological process: regulation of cell migration.
GCGGGGUGAGGUGAAGAGCAGGGCUCCCCGGGGAGCCGGCCCCAGAAUCUGGGGGCCAUGGCGGAGCUGCAGCAGCUACAGGAGUUCGAGAUCCCCACGGGCCGGGAGGCUCUGCGGGGCAACCACAGCGCCCUACUCCGGGUGGCCGACUACUGUGAGAACAACUACGUAGAGGCUGCAGACAAGCGUAAGGCACUGGAGGAGACCAUGGCCUUCACCACCCAGGCACUGGCCAGCGUGGCUUACCAGGUGGGCAACCUGGCGGGACACACUCUGCGCAUGUUGGACCUUCAGGCAGCUGGCCUACGGCAGGUGGAAGCCCGAGUGAGCAUGCUGGGCCAGAUGGUGAACAUACACAAGGACAAAGUGGCCCGCAGGGAGAUCGGCACCCUAGCCAUGGUUCAACGGCUGCCCCCCGGCCAGAAAAUCAUCGCACCUGAGAGCUUGCCUACCCUCACGCCCUACUACAGGAAACCCCUCAACUUUGCCUGCCUGGAUGAUAUUGGCCAUGGGAUCAAGGAUCUGAGCACGCAGCUGUCACGGACAGGGACCCUGUCUCGAAAGAGCAUCAAGACGCCUGUUACACCCACCAUCAGCACCCUGGGGCGAGCGCCCCGCAUGCCGGAGCGGGUGCAGCUCCCAGUGGUACCUGACGGCAAACUCUCAGCCGCCUCCUCGGUCUCUUCCUUGGCCUCGGCUGGUAGCGCCGAUGGUGGGGUUUUCCCGGCCAAGGGACAGGUGGCACCUCCACCCCCAGCUCUUCCCAGCUCCACGGCCCCACCACCACCACCUGCUCCUGCCUUGCUGCUGCCCCCUGUGCCCCAGGAACUGGCGCCGCCCCUGCCAGACUUGGAACUGCCUCCACCUCUGGACCUGCCUCCACCACCACCCUUGGACAGCGACAAUGGAUUGGGUGAUGGAUUCGAUGGGCUGCCUCCACCCCCGCCAGGCUUUGAGAAUGAAGAGCCCAGCUGGGCCCCAGCUUCAUAUUUGGAGAAAGUGGUGACAUUGUACCCAUACACCGCUCAGAAGGAGAACGAGCUCUCCUUCUCGGAGGGGACUGUCAUCUGCAUCACCCGACGGUACUCUGAUGGCUGGUGUGAAGGUGUCAGCUCUGAGGGAACUGGAUUCUUCCCUGGGAACUAUGUGGAACCCAGCUGCUGACUGCUGAGGCUCUCUGUGCAGUAGACUCCGGGCUCUCCCCUGCCUGAGUCCUAGCCCAAAGGCAGCUCCAAAGCUCAAGCUGGACCUGUCUUGCUCACCUGAGUCUGCUGUUUUGGUG